Messenger RNA from Fundulus heteroclitus (mummichog), 6838 nucleotides. RefSeq names its product tyrosine-protein kinase receptor TYRO3. The record is from RefSeq and is a predicted model, not a curated record. Lineage: Eukaryota; Metazoa; Chordata; Actinopteri; Cyprinodontiformes; Fundulidae. The coding region runs from base 3787 to 6447 and encodes 886 amino acids. The transcript is spliced from 15 exons. Gene Ontology annotation, molecular function: ephrin receptor activity; protein binding; ATP binding. Gene Ontology annotation, biological process: multicellular organism development; positive regulation of kinase activity; protein phosphorylation. Gene Ontology annotation, cellular component: plasma membrane; signaling receptor complex.
ACAUCUACAUAGUUUGUUGUCCCACUAUGAAGGUUUUAAUUUCACUGACCCUGCAAGGAUUAAGCCAGUGUAGGAAAUGGAUGAAUAUUACUGAUAUAUGUUCCCUCAUGAUGCUGUUCAUUCUCUUUAGCUGGAGCAACAUUAGCAUCUCGGUUAACUGCUCUAGAUAUUUUCCAGGUAUGGAUCAAUAACCUUGCUAUUUGUCCUUAAAUCUGAACCAACAACGCAGUAAGACAGGUGGAAAUACUUUUCAAUUUCCAUAUGCUCAUACAAAGUUAUGUAAACAGAAGCACUAACUUGGAAACAUUUAGUACAUACUUCCAGAUUACCAGCAGGUAAGAAAAUGAUUUGAUCAGCACGGUACCAGCAGGUCUGGAACAGCUCCAGAAUGUCAUGAUCCUGGUUUUCUCCGUUCGGUGCUUUUUCUCUGUGUGGGUGGGGCUGAGCAGGCUGCACCAGAGACGAUCAGGAGGAAUUUGCACAUCAAUGGCUUACCUACUGAACUGGUUCAUUACCAGAACUAGAUCUAAGUAAUGCCAGUAAACCCUCCAGCUUUACUGGCAUGACAAGGAGGUCCCAGUGGAAAGGAUUUCUGCAUUACAAAGUGGAGGGAACUACACCAAGAUGGGGUUAGAGACUUUGCAGGGGAAUCACCACAUGUUGCAGUGAGCAUCCCUCUUGACUGGGGGUCCUUGUCUGCAGCAAUGACUUGCUCUUUCAACAGGAAAACUACAGUUUACACCCUUUGACAAAGGACUUCUUCCAGGAGAAUAUCAUCCUUCUUUUGAACCAUUCUACAUGUCCCCCUGAUCGAAAUCCCAUGGAAAACCUUUGAUUUGAUAGAAAGCAAUCUGCUGUUCUGUGUAUGAAUGUGCGUUGGUGAGGGCAGCUGAUGAAUUUAAAAACAGCCUGAGUCGGCAUGAUUCGAAAAGCACCACAAAAUUUGCUCCAUAUAGAAUUUACAACAAAUACAACCAAACUCUGUUGGAUUUAAUCAUUUGCCCUUUGCAUUGUAAAGACCAAGACUUAAGACCGGAUAAAAUGUCAAUACUUCAACGUUCACAAGGCUCACAUUUGUGCAGUGGUGGGUCAAGAUGCUUGCAACUGUGCCAGUAUUUUAAAUUAGCACAAUCUGGUGGCAGCAGGCUGUAACAUGUAGCCUGGCCAUGUUUUACAGGGAUAGCUCCCCCACCUCAGCGUUCUCUGUGUUCUAAUAUUUGGUUGGAACAGGAAGUGACACGUUUACCAUCAACAGUGGGCGUGGGAUUGUUGUUGGUUUUUUUUGCAACACUUUCACAGAGUUGGGGUGAUUCAGUAUUUGCACAGGCAGAUGCCACUUUUAGAUCACCUAAUGCGUGUCUAAUACUUAAUAAAACAAACCCAUUUAGGUAUUAAAUGUAUAAUUUUUCUAAGCAACUAACAUCCCUUUUUCACAAAAAGCUGACUACAGCAGCAAUGAGUAUUUAUAAACAGACAAAGGAAGUGGAAAAGAAAGUGUUACCCAACACUGGACAGCAGGAAAUUUUGGAACUAGGAAAAUAACCUACAUGAGACAUCAACUUUGUGAGAAAAUUCUGACUGCUAAAUUUGUUGAAUCUCAUCACCCAUGACGACAAAGCAAAAUGAUACCAGAGGAAACACCAAAAGUUUGGAACAAGAAUGUCUAGCAGUUGCUGAAUAGAAAUGGGGUGCCGCCCUGGACAUGUCAUCAGUCAAUAACAGGGCCAUCUUACAGGCAUACAAGACAAACGGUCACUUAAAAGAAAGUUUGAACAUUCAUUUAAGCUAAUAUGCAUGUUUUAUGACUGGAGGGCUGAAGGAGAAAAGCAAUGAAUACAGGAGAGACAAUUGUUGGAACUCCACACAGGGAGGUCCUAGUCAAGCUGUGAUUUAAAUCCAGGACCAUCAGUACUAAGAACUCAUGUUUGACCUCAUUAGGACAACAGCAGACAUUUUACCUUAACUGCACUCCAAAAGGAAAUCUAAGAAUCCAUGCAUUGGGCACUACAGCUUGCUGUCACUGUAAGAGUAAUUGUUGAUGAAACAAGUAAAAAAGAAAUCUUAAGAUUGAAAUAUACAGUGUGUUUGCCCCUUUGCAAAUUUAUUUUGUUCUUACUUUUUGUUGCUCUUUGAUAUUUCAGAUCAUUAAACAAAUUUUAACCUUGUACAUACCUGACACCCUGAGUAAACACUAAGAGCAUUUUUCAAAUGGUGAUUUAACUGAUUAAGGGGGAAAAAGCUCUCCAAAUCAAGAGGAGAGAUGGUUCUUCUUGUUAAAUCAUGAAUGAAUUGGAAAUAAACUAGAUUUUAUUUUUAGAAACUUGAGCUCUAUUUGAGAAGUCAAACUUAGGCCUGAUUUAUACCUGACCUGCAGAUAUAAGUAAUUCAAACAACCUCUCUGGUGGGUGACAGAUCUAAAGAGAAAUCUUAAAAGUAUAUUGAAAAAGAAAAUCAUCAUAAUCUAUCAGUGUGGAAAGAGUUACAAACCAUGUCUAAGACUUUAGGGCACCAGCCAACAGCAGUGGGAGCCAUGAUCUACAACUGGAGGAAAUAUGCUGAACGUUCCCAGGAGAGGCCGGUCGACCACAAUUACUUCAAGAGCAAAAUCAAUGAUUCAUCCAGGAGGUCACAAAACCACCCAGGAUGACGUCCAAAGCUCUGCAGGCCUCAGUUACCUCUGUUAAGGUCAGGGGUCAUGGCUAGCAUGAUGUAACAAUGAGCCAAUGUUACAUGUCAAAUAGCAUAUUAUUGUUUUAAAAAUUAAAUAAUAGAAAACAGUUAAACAAUCAAUCAAUCAAUCAUUUUGUUUUUCCUUUUGUUUGGUUGGAAUUUGUAUUUGUUUUCUGUGUGUGUCUUCACCUGUAGUGUACAGACCUCAUUCUCAGGUGCGCAGACAAAACAGUCCCCAGGGGUUUGCACACAAUUUAUUGGUUCUGGGUAUGGCUCAAACUAAGAGGCGGAUUAAAGAGGGGUGAUACUGGCCAGAGCGAAUCUUUCUGUUCAUACAGGUCUUCAAGUAAUUAUUGGAAUGUAUUUAAGAUAUUUUCAGUUUGUAUUAGUUUGUAACUGUAUUGUUUUGUUUGCUGUUUGUCUAAUGUAAAUAGUGUUGUAUUUUUCCAUUUUCAUUUGAUGCAACCCUAAGUAGCAUCAAAUGAAUAGUUUUUCCCAAUUUAGGUUGAUUUGUAUUUAAGCUGUUUGUCAUUUGUUGUUCGGUAUUGGUGGUUCUGUUUGGUUACACAGAACUGGCUACAAAACCAUUUAAAAAGAAAGAAAGAAAGAAAGAAAGAAAGAAAGAAAGAAAGAAAGAAAGAAAGAAACUUCCACAAAUAUCACUUCUUGCUUUGUUUUAUGAAUGUUAUUUGGGUCCCACUUCCAUGGCCACUCAACCAGUUGGACAAGCACGCGACAUAUGAACACAAUUAGAUCUGACCUUAAACAAACUCAGCAUUUCUCAGAAGGAGAAUAAAAAUAUACUGUGCAAACGUCUGGGUGGAAGUUCACCAAAGAAUGAAGGCUUGCUAAUUCUCUGUAAAGUAUUUUCUGUGCUACCAAUAAAGUUUUGAGUGGUUUGUAUUGCAGAUGUACUGGUAUUCCUGACAGGAGUGAUAACAGUGAUAGUACAUGAAGAAGCUUGAUAAACAACAUGAUGUGGGUGUAUACUUUAGAAGAGGAAGACUGAUUUGGGGAAAAAAGGUCUGAGUCAGCUUCUCAGUAGCUGUAAACAUUGGGUGUCUAUUAGAACUGCUGUCUGACCUACUGACAGGAAUGAAGGGUUCUGACUGAGUGAUGUGGUCGGCUGAGAAUAUGGUUAAUUUUAGGACAACAAUAUGGCCUGUUUCAGUCAUGUUGUGGACGUUAUUAUGGGGUGCUGCCUGCGACACUCAGCCCCCAGCAGAGGAAGUGGAACUUUUCAGCUCUGACAAACAGACCAACCUGGGAUGGCAGUCAAAGCCACCUGGAAAGUGGACUGAAUUGUCACUACCAGUCAGUGCUGGAAGUUCUGUGCCUGUGCUCCAAGCUUGUGAGAAAGGAGAAGAAAGAUCGGUCUUAAGCAAGUGGAUGGAGCGUAGAGAUGCCCACGAUUUAUUGAUGGAUAUUUCAGUUGCCCAAGAGGAAGAAUCAUCUGGCGAGCUCAGCCCACUAAAAGUUCAUCUUUUUGACACAGACUAUGCCAUCACAAAGUUUUCGAAUGGUCGGACUGUCCUGGACCUUCAGAAUACCAAACUGUUCAUUACAGUUCUCCCAAACUCAUUAUCCCAGUAUCUGAACCGCAGCCUGUCCUUGAACCUGGGUCCAGUCACACGCAGAGGAUUCCAGCUCGCCUUCUCCUACAGAGGAGAAUGUGUGUUUAUAGCAUCCAUCAGAGUAUAUUAUAAAAGUUGCCCUGACAUUGUUUCCAACCUGACAUCUUUUAUGAAAACGGCGGCAAACUCAGAGCCCGUGUUUGGUCGAUGUGUGGCGGGAGCUGUAAAGUCAUCUCCUCCUGUAAGAGAGUGUGGCCCAGAUGGGGUGUGGGGGUCACUCCAAGGUGCCUGCUUCUGUGAGCGUGGGAGGGAAGAGAUGGACAAAGCAUGUAAAGCCUGCAGAAUGGGUUACUACAAAUCCACUAAUGGCGGAGGAGGAUGCCAGCUGUGCCCUCCCAAUACCAGGACGACUAAGGAGGGAUCGGAGAACUGCGAAUGCCUGCAGGGAUUCGGCCGUUUGCCCUCUGACCCUCAUGACCUUGGCUGCAGUAAGCCACCCUCUGCUCCUUUAAAUCUAACCGCCAGUCCAGUUAACGACUCAGUGCUGGUCCUGACAUGGGACCCUCCCAAUGACACGGGGGGAAGGAAAGACGUAACAUACCGCUUAAAGUGUGAGAAGGCAGCAGAGAUGGGCAGCCAGUGGGAGAGAUGUGGGGACAAAAUGGUUUUCCAGCCAGACUCAAAUGAGCUGAACAACACAUCAGUCACCAUCCUGGGACUGAACCCACAACGUCACUACAGACUGUCAGUGCAAACCUGGAAUGAUAUUUCCCCUGUGCAGGCAACAUCACAUUCAUCCACUGCAACUGUCAUCAUACACAGAUGGAGGAAUCCUCCUGGGUUGAUCACUGUGAUUCCUGCUUUAAAUAACUCAGGUGGUGAAAUUACCCCAGCUCCUGCACGAGAGUCAUCCUUCUAUCGCUCCAUAUGGCUCACAGUUGUUAUUUUACUCAGCACGGUGUCACUUACAGUCGUAAUCUUUGCUGCAAUGUAUUACUUGCGCAGAAACUACACUAAACUCAGAUCAGAACCCGACCAGGAAAUGCAGCUCUUCCCAGUGAGUCCAGAGAUUUCCUACCGUCUUCCACACAUUCUAGAGUCUGCCACAGAUCAGCCUAACAUUUCAGAGGGAGUGAUCCCGUUACUGGUAGAGCUUGGUGACGAUAUGUUGGACAGUCUGAAGGACGUCUUAGUGGAAAGAAACCAACUAACCCUGGGCAAGGAGCUAGGCAAAGGAGAGUUUGGAUCAGUGUAUGAAGGGAUCUUUACGCAGGCUGGUGUUGACAUCCAGGUGGCUGUGAAAACUAUGAGAGUUGGAAUUUACAGCAAGCAAGACUUGCAUGAGUUCUUGAGAGAGGCAGAAAUAAUGAAGAGUUUUGAUCAUGAAAACGUCGUCAGACUGCUUGGUGUCACCUUAAAAAAAGUGGAGGAUUCUCCUCUGCCUUUACCUCUAGUCAUCCUUCCAUACAUGAAACAUGGGGACCUACGGCGAUUUCUUAUUGCUACACGCUAUGGUGACAUUCCAAUGUUUGUUCCCUACCAAACGCUCCUGCGAUUUAUGACUGACAUUGCAGCAGGGAUGGACUAUUUGAGCUCAAAGGGAUUUCUGCACAGAGACUUGGCUGCACGCAACUGCAUGCUGGGGGACAAUCUAAGGGUUUGUGUGGCUGACUUUGGCCUUUCCAAGAAAAUCUGCAGCAGCGAUUACUACCGUCAGAAAGUCGUUAUCCGUGUGCCAAUCAAGUGGAUGGCCAUUGAGAGCCUGUCUGAGUCUGUCUACACAACCAAAAGUGAUGUGUGGUCAUUCGGAGUAACUAUGUGGGAGAUUGUGUCCCGAGGAAAGACUCCAUAUCCUGCUGUCCACAACUAUGAACUGCUGGACCUGUUGGCGUCAGGUCACAGACUCAAACCACCUGAAGACUGUGAUCCCAAGCUUUAUGAAAUCAUGAAGAGUUGCUGGAAUUCAGAGCCAAAAUUGAGGCCAGACUUCAGGCAUCUGCUUGAGGAACUGAAAGGACUUCUGUCUGAGCUCCCGGUCCUGGAAGCCUGGCAGGAGGCCAGAUACAUCAACCAAGGAUUAGAAGCUGCUACUGGUGCUGCUGCCGAGUCCGAGAACCUUCAGACAGACUCUGGAGGAAGACAGGAAAAUGUCUACCUGUCCUCCCCUGUGGGUGCAUUCGGAUGUGGAACAGUGCCACCCUAACCACCUCUGUUAUUUAGACUUCAAUAUUGUGAUAUAUUGCAUCCUUCCAUUGUAUCCACACACACACACACACACACACACACACACACACACACACACACACACACACACACUCCAGAAGGCCAUUUAAAUUCUCCAGUUCUAUCAAAUAUAUAUAUUUUAUAUUUUCAUAUUGUUUAUUUUUGGUCCAUUUCUUUAAAAUCAUCAUAGUCUGACUUGUUUAGGAAUGUUGUUAUGACAGUUUUUUCACUAUUUGACAAUAAACAGACUAAACCUUCCCUGUCUAGGUCCGUUAGAAUGACCAAUAUUAUUUGUAUUUGCUCAACACUGUGACAAUGAGUGUUGAGUUUUAGAUUUUUUUUCAAAAUAAAUGUACAGCAAUUAAACAUUU